Symbiodinium sp. CCMP2592 is the source of this 777-nucleotide messenger RNA. NCBI's taxonomy places the organism in Eukaryota, Dinophyceae, Suessiales, Symbiodiniaceae. The record is from the annotation of a GenBank genome assembly.
AUGCGCACGGAGCACAUUUUGGGCAUCACGGGCUUUCAGCUGAUGCCUGCCUACACUCAACACUUCUGCCACGUCCUGCCGAGAGAAGGAAGCUCUGACGAGCAACGUGUGCUGCUCCUUGCAGGUGACGUGGCCAUCUCGCACCACUUCUGGCCAGGUCGGGGGCUCAACACUGGGCUCAAAAGCGUGAAGGCCAUCGUCCGCAUGCUUGAAUGUCAAACGGUGGCAGACUGGUUGCAGCGAUACAAGGCCUUCAUGACCAAGCUCCGCAUUCCUGAGAUGCAGGGCCGGUCCGUGACGAUGAUGCAGGAGUCCCUGCAGUUGGGCUGGGGCUCUCGGCUGCUGUCCAGCACCACAAGUGGCAGGCUGCAAAUGCUGUUGCCUUGGGCUGACUGGUGGCAUGCGACCAGCACCGCAAGGGACCCGAUCACGGCUGCCAAGACCAGUGAGGAGAUGAACCGAGCGAGCUUUCUGAAGAGUUGCAAGCUUUGGCGCGAUUUCUUAGAAAGAAGUCCAGGAUGGAACAAUGCUCCGGUCACCGAUAAUCUCUUGCACACCCGCAUCAUGACUGAAGUUGCCAAGCCAAAGGCACUUGAGUUGGUCCGCAGCGCCUUUGACAAUGGCCCCGAUAGGGCACACACUUCACGCCAAGGAGGGCGCGAGGUCGAUCAAUCCAGCCGACGACGAGCAGUGGGCAUAGAUGUCUUGUGCCUAGGCCUAGUCGUGCGCAGAGUUUUUCUGUUCUGCUUACGGCAGGUCCACAAACUUGAAUCCUGA